Messenger RNA from Dovyalis caffra, 825 nucleotides. The record is from the annotation of a GenBank genome assembly. Lineage: Eukaryota; Viridiplantae; Streptophyta; Magnoliopsida; Malpighiales; Salicaceae.
AUGGGGAUUUCUCGUGAUUCUAUGCACAAGAGACGUGCCACUGGUGGCAAGAAGAAAGCUUGGAGGAAGAAGAGAAAGACUAUGCUGUCUUACCUUGACCUCUCUGAGAGUAAAUUGUCUGGGAAGAUUCCUCCUGAACUUAGGAUUGCAACCCCUUCACUUGAGACCUUAAAUUUGUACACAAAUCGACUCAAGGGAGAGACUCCGAGUGAAUUGGGGAGGCUAGGUCAGGUUCUCGAAUUGUAUGAGCUUGGAAGGCAACCUGCAAACACUAAACUGUCAAGCAACAAGACAGUGAGGAGGAUUAGGGUUCGAGGAGGAAAUGUGAAGUGGCGUGCGCUGAGGCUUGAUACUGGAAACUACUCAUGGGGCAGUGAGGCUGUGACCCGAAAGACCCGAGUUCUUGAUGUGGUGUACAAUGCAUCUAACAAUGAACUGGUUCGCACUCAGACUUUGGUGAAAAGUGCGAUCGUUCAGGUUGAUGCUGCACCUUUCAAGCAGUGGUAUCUCCAGCACUAUGGUGUUGACAUUGGCCGCAAGAAGAAAAUUACAGCUGCAAAGAAGGAAGGAGAGGAAGGUGAAGCUGUUACUGAGGAGGUCAAGAAGAGCAAUCAUGUGCUGAGAAAGUUGGAAAAGAGACAGCAGAUUCGCAAGCUUGACCCACAUAUUGAAGAGCAGUUUGGCAGUGGCCGUUUAUUAGCUAGUAUUUCUUCUCGUCCUGGUCAAUGUGGCCGUGCUGAUGGGUAUAUCUUGGAGGGCAAAGAGUUGGAGUUCUACAUGAAGAAGAUACAAAGGAAGAAGGGCAAGGGAGCUGGGGCAGCAUAA